Symbiodinium sp. CCMP2456 is the source of this 1803-nucleotide messenger RNA. The record is from the annotation of a GenBank genome assembly. Lineage: Eukaryota; Dinophyceae; Suessiales; Symbiodiniaceae.
AUGGCAUCCCUCGAGCGCUCGCUGUUUCACCUGCCAAAAGCUGAGCUGCACCUCCACUUGGAGGGAGCGAUGCGUCCGGAAACGCUGACAGAGCUUUGCCGAAAAUACGACAUAGAGCGUCCACCAGACACGCAAGGGAAGUCAUUUCCCGACUUCGAUCCGUUCGCGCGCUGCUACAUCGCGGUCUGCGAGUGUCUGCGGGAGGAGGAGGAUCUCAGGCGUUUGGUGCGUGAAGUUGCUGAGGAUUCGGCAAAGUCAGGUGCCUUGUGGAUAGAACCUGCUCUGUCUGUGGAGCUCUAUGCCGAGCGACUGGGUGGUCUCGAUAAGACCUUGCGGAUGCUGAUGGCGGCUGCAGAAAAUGCAGAGGAUCUGACAGGCGUUGCCAUGGGCUUCAUCGUUUCAGCCGAGCGGCACUUGCCGAUAGCGAGGGCUGACAAGCUGGCCUCAACCGUCAGGAAUUUGGUGGAAAGCGGCGCGGCCAAGAUCAAAGGAAGACCAGCCAUUAUUGGCUUUGGGUUGCAUGGUGCCGAGGCUGGAAAUCCACCCGAGCCGUGGAAGGAGGCGUUCCAGUCCGCCUGCGCUUCCGGCAUCGCCGCUCUGCCACAUGCCGGGGAAUUUCCACCGUCUCCCGAGCCGGGAGCUGGAGCUGCGAGUGUUCGCUUCUGCGUGGACGUGUUGGGAGCCCGUCGGAUAGCACAUGGGGUUCUGGCAGCUGACGACGGCACCCUCAUCGCCCACCUGGCAAAGCUCAAGGUGUGCUCGGAACCCGGCAACUCCAACACGUUCACGGAAUCACGCUCUGAAAGCCAACCGUAUGGUUGUGUGAGCAGCACUGCAUUCAGCACUUCAGAGCAUGCGGCCUCGGGCAGAGGUCUUGAUAUUUGCCCGACAAGCAACCAGCUGCUCGGCACAGCUGGUGGACCUGGUCUACAGUCGCCGCUCAAGCAGUUUCUUGACGCGGGUGUGCCCUGCACCAUCAACUCUGAUGACCCUUUGCUGUUUGGAUGCUCCUUACUUGGAGAAUAUGAACGCUGUCGACGAGAGCUGAAGAUGCCCGACGAGGAAUUGGCCAAGUGUGCGGCUGCAUCCUUUGAGCAUUCUUGGGCGCCAAGCGCCCUCAAGCAGAAGGGCUUGGAGGACAUCGAGGAGCGGGAUGUUGAUCAGCUGCCUAAGCACACUCGUGCGACAUGCAUUGCAACAGAGAAGAUGGGCCCGGAGCUGUUCCGGCAGGUGUGGCUGCAGAACAAAAGCAGCCAGCAGUGGGCCCAACUGGAGGACUUGGUCCAGACCAUAGAUGAGCAGGAGCAGGCAGGAGGACACCGGGGGCCUUUGGGUCCUGUGGAGGGCCGACGUACAAAGAUUGUCAUCGAUCGUGCAUUGGAUGCCUUGGGGGGCCAGGGCACCCUGCGCGAGGUGAUCGAGUGGAUUGAGAAGAAUCCGAAGGAGCUCGAAGAGCUCCGAGAGCAAGAUGUGCUCAUGCUGCUUCUUUGUGGUCAGGCCGUGAAGCAGUUGGUUCGACGAUCGCCACCUUUCGUAAAGUUCCCCGAGCCGGAGCCGAUGGCCAUUCAGGAUGCACCUGCGGCGAAAACGAGGUCCAAGCGCGCUGCGAAACAGGUUGCGGAGGGCGGCGAUGAUUCUGCUGGCCAAAGUGCUCCGAAGCCCAAGAGGAUUCGAAAGGCCAAGGCCAAGGCUCAAGCUGCCCCAGCAGAAUCCGAGGAGCCCAAGGAUACGGUCCCUCUGAGGACUGGAAGCAGAGGGGUAAGCUUUCCUCGCCUGAGAUACAUUUCCCAGCGCCCCACUUGA